AUGCACCCUACCCCAACGAACAUAAAGAUACUUUUGAGACCUCCUAAAGCCCCAAAAGGCAAAUGCGCUCCCUCACGAGGAUUAAUGAUGAAUUGUAUUAUAAACCCGAAGAAUCCAAAGGAAUCACCAAAGACCUUCAGCUUUGAUUACUCCUAUUGGUCACAUACCUCGGCUGAAGAUCCAGCCUUUGCUUCUCAACAUCAAGUCUACAAUGACAUUGGUAAAGAAAUGCUGCAGCAUUCGUUUGAGGGUUACAAUGUAUGCAUUUUCGCAUACGGUCAAACUGGGGCAGGGAAGUCCUAUACCAUGAUGGGAAAGCAAGAUAAAGACCAUCAAGGGAUUAUCCCGCAGCUUUGUGAAGAGCUCUUUGAAAAGAUAAAUGACAACAGUAAUUCUGAUGUGUCAUAUUCUGUGGAGGUCAGUUACAUGGAAAUUUAUUGUGAAAGGGUUCGAGAUCUGCUAAAUCCCAAGACCAAAGGAAAUCUCCGUGUCAGAGAGCACCCACUGCUGGGACCCUACGUAGAAGAUCUUUCCAAGUUGGCUGUAACGUCUUAUACAGACAUUGCAGAUCUCAUGGAUGCAGGGAACAAAGCCAGAACUGUGGCAGCUACUAAUAUGAAUGAGACCAGCAGCAGGUCCCAUGCCGUUUUCACCAUAGUUUUUACCCAGAAGAAACAUGACGUGGAAACAGAUCUUUGCACAGAGAAGGUGAGCAAAAUCAGCCUCGUUGAUCUGGCUGGUAGUGAACGAGCUGACUCCACUGGGGCUAAAGGAACAAGGUUAAAGGAAGGAGCGAAUAUCAACAAAUCACUUACAACGUUAGGAAAAGUUAUCUCUGCUCUUGCAGAAGUGAGCAAGAAGAAAAAGAAGUCUGACUUCAUUCCCUACAGAGACUCUGUAUUGACCUGGCUUCUGAGGGAGAAUCUCGGUGGAAACUCACGUACUGCAAUGGUUGCUGCUCUUAGUCCAGCUGACAUAAACUAUGAUGAAACUCUCAGCACUUUAAGGUAUGCAGAUCGUGCAAAGCAGAUUAAGUGCAAUGCAGUGAUUAAUGAAGAUCCGAAUGCAAAACUGAUCAGAGAACUGAAGGACGAAGUCACAAGAUUGAAGGACUUGCUGUGUUCUCAGGGUCUGGGAGAUAUCUUAGACAUUGAACCAAUGACUGAUGAUUACUCUGGAAGUGGAAUCAAAUACUUGAAAGAGAUACAGAACAGUAAACAUAAGUACAAACUAGCUUCAGGAAAUCAAAGGCCUGGCCAUUUCUCCACAGCACCCGUGGGUACACUGACUGCUUCCCCUUCCUCGUCUUCGCUGAGCAGCCAGGCAGGCAUUCAGUCAGUGACCAGCCUGCAAGAGAGAAUAAUGUCAACUCCAGGUGGUGAAGAGGCCAUUGAACGCUUAAAGGAAUCGGAAAAGAUCAUUGCUGAGCUGAAUGAGACAUGGGAGGAGAAGCUGAGGAAAACUGAAGCAAUUCGAAUGGAGAGGGAGGCCCUCCUUGCUGAAAUGGGAGUUGCUAUACGAGAGGAUGGAGGCACGUUGGGAGUAUUCUCACCGAAAAAGACGCCACACCUUGUGAACCUCAAUGAGGAUCCUCUCAUGUCAGAGUGUCUUCUUUACUACAUCAAAGAUGGCAUCACCAGGGUUGGCCAAGCAGAUGCCCAGAGACGUCAGGACAUUGUUCUCAGUGGUGCCCACAUUAGAGAAGAGCACUGUAGUUUCAAGAGUGACAUGAAUCAAAAUGGUGAAGUUAUUGUUACUCUGGUUCCCUGUGAAGGAUCUGAAACUUAUGUGAAUGGCAAACGAGUUGCCAAUCCAGUGAAACUGCGUUCAGGGAAUCGUAUUAUAAUGGGCAAGAAUCACGUCUUUCGGUUCAAUCACCCUGAGCAGGCACGUGCUGAACGUGAGAAGACCCCAUCUGCUGAGACUCCAGUCGAACCUGUUGAUUGGGCCUUUGCUCAACGGGAACUUCUGGAAAAGCAAGGCAUAGAUAUGAAACAAGAAAUGGAAAAAAGGCUUCAAGAAAUGGAGAUUCUCUACAAGAAAGAGAAGGAAGAAGCUGACCUGCUUUUGGAGCAACAGCGCUUGGACUAUGAAAGUAAGCUCGAAGCUUUACAGAAACAAGUGGAAACCCGUUCACUAGCUGCAGAAACAACUGAGGAAGAGGAGGAAGAAGAGGAAGAAGAAGUGCCCUGGACCCAACGUGAUUAUGAGCUGGCAGAGUGGGCAUUCAGAAAAUGGAAGUAUCAUCAGUUUACAUCUUUGCGCGACUUACUUUGGGGGAAUGCUGUCUAUCUGAAGGAGGCUAAUGCUAUUAGCGUUGAGCUGAAGAAAAAGGUGCAAUUCCAGUUUGUGUUGCUCACAGACACUCUAUACUCCCCUCUUCCACCUGAAUUACUCCCUGCUGAGGCUGAAUCAGAUCGUGAAGUUCAACAAUUCCCAAGAACCGUUGUUGCAGUGGAGGUACAAGAUCUGAAGAAUGGUGCAACACAUUAUUGGUCCUUGGAAAAACUCAAGCAGAGAUUGGAGCUAAUGCGUGAAAUGUAUGAUCGUGCUGGAGAGAUGGCCUCUGCCACACAAGAUGACAGUGAAACCAUAAUGACAGGCAGUGACCCGUUUUACGACCGCUUCCAUUGGUUUAAGCUUGUAGGAAGAGCAUUUGUAUACCUCAGCAAUUUGCUGUAUCCAGUGGCCCUCGUUCACAGAAUUGCCAUCGUUAGUGAGAAGGGAGAGGUCAGAGGCUUCCUCAGAGUGGGCGUACAGGCCAUCACAGCUGAUGAGGAGGCACCAGACUAUGGAUCUGGUGUACGCCAGUCUGGCACUGCUAAAAUUUCAUUCGAUGAUGAGAACUACAGAGAGAGUGACGUUUCUUCUAUUGUAAUGUCACGUUCUGGGCUCUCGUUGGAGGAGCUUAGGAUUGUCGAAGGGCAGGGUCAGAGCACAGAGGUCAUCACCCCAUCGGAGGAGAUGAACAGAAUCAACGAGCUGGAUUUUAAAUCAAGCACGGAGUUGGACCCCAAACUGUCCCAGGGGGGAGUAUCUGACAGCAUUGGCGAGCACUUAAAAGUCGGCAGUGUUUUCACUUUCCGAGUGACAGUGCUACAGGCCAGUGGGAUCCCACCAGAAUAUGCAGACAUAUUCUGUCAGUUCAACUUCCUGCACCGCCAUGAUGAAGCCUUCUCGACUGAACCCCUGAAGAACAGUGGCCGGGGAACACCCCUUGGCUUUUACCAUGUGCAGAAUGUUGCUGUUGAAGUAACAGAAUCAUUUGUAGAAUAUAUCAAGACAAAGCCAAUUGUUUUUGAAGUAUUUGGGCACUACCAGCAGCACCCUUAUCAUUACCAAGGACAAGAUUUCAAGAGUCCUGCCACGUUUAUAUACGUAAAAAUUCUUAAAUCUUCUUUAUGCGUGCCCUUCCUACAAAGAAAUGCCACUGAGUUACCAGUUGUCAGAAUUCCAGCCACAAAGGUGAAUGCCAUGAGCAAACCUAACCUGGGACAAUGCGUCAGCAAAUAUGAUUUGCUUGUCUGGUUUGAGAUCAGUGAACUGGAACCAACAGGAGAGUACAUCCCAGCAGUUGUGGACCAUAGCGGAGGCCUGCCAUGUCAGGGCACUUACCUGCUUCACCAGGGAAUUCAGCGUAGGAUUACAGUAACAAUUGUGCACGAAAAGGGCAGUGAGCUUCACUGGAAGGAUGUUCGAGAGUUGGUCGUUGGUCGCAUCAGGAACAAGCCAGAAGUGGAUGAAGCUGUCGUAGAUGCUGUUUUGUCUUUGAAUAUUAUUUCUGCAAAGCAUAUCAAAUCUUCACAUGAGGCUCAUAGAAGUUUUUAUCGGUUCGAGGCUGUUUGGGAUAGUUCUCUGCACAACUCCCUCCUCCUAAACCGUGUGACACCAUAUGGUGAAAGAAUCUACAUGACCCUUUCUGCCUAUCUGGAGCUUGACCAUUGUAUUCAACCUGCGGUCAUCACCAAGGACAUCUGUAUGAUCUUCUACUCCCGGGAUGCCAAGAUCUCACCUCCACGGUCCCUGCGGAAUUUAUUCGGCAGUGGCUAUUCAAAGACACCAGACUGUAAUCGAGUGAGUGGAGUAUAUGAGCUCAGUUUAUGCAAAAUGGCAGACACGGGGAGCCCUGGAAUGCAAAGGAGGAGAAGAAAAAUUUUGGACACCUCUGUUGCCUACGUUCGAGGAGAGGAGAAUCUGGCAGGUUGGAGACCCCGUGGGGACAGCCUCAUCCUGGAACACCAGUGGGAGCUGGAGAAACUGGACCUCUUGCAUGAGGUUGAGCGGACACGCCAUCUCCUGUUACUGCGUGAGAAACUCAGCGAGGCGACUUCAAAGUCUCUCUGCGACUCCAUCUCCCCGAGUAUGAGCAGUGGCACGCUCAGCACCUCGACCAGCAUUUCCUCGCAGAUAUCAACCACAACGUUCGAGAGCGCUGUCACGCCCAGUGAGAGCAGUGGGUACGACUCUGCAGACAUUCAGAGCCUUGUCGAUCGAGAGAAGGAGCUGGCCAGCAAGUGCUUACGACUUCUAAUGCAUACCUUUAAUAAAGAAUUCAACCCUGUCUGCAGCAGCAUCAGUGACGGCAAGCUUUCAGAUGUGAACUCUCCGAUUGGCCGUGAUGCUUCUGUGUCCAGUUUUAGCAGCACCACGCUCACUCCUUCUUCCACCUGCCCAUCACUUUCAGACUCCCGGUGUAACUCAGUGGAUCAGAAGACUCCAGAGGCCAACUCAAGAUCCUCUAGUCCAUGCGUGGAGUUUGACGGCUUCCCCAUGGUUUCUCGAGUUGAAACAUCGUACCUUGCCAGAGCGGGGAAGAAUGAAUUUUUAAACCUGCUUCCUAACAUUGAGGAGAUCAGGACUGGUCCUGUGGUGUCGAAGAAAGGGUAUCUGCAUUUCAUGGAACCGCAGUCUAAUUCUUGGGUGAAGCAUUACGUUGCAAUUCGCCGUCCAUACGUGUUUAUCUACAACAGUGAUAAGGACCCCAUGGAAAGAGGCAUUCUGAAUCUGUCCACAGCCCAGGUGGAAUACAGUGAGGAUCAGCAGGCUAUGCUAAAGACAUCAAACACAUUUGCAGUGUGCACAAAACAUCGCGGAAUACUUCUGCAAGCAAACAACGACAAAGAUAUGUAUGAUUGGUUGUAUGCUUUCAAUCCACUGUUGGCUGGUUCAAUCAGGUCAAAACUUGCUAGGAGACGUUCAAGGCAACAAAUGAUGUAAAAGAAUAUCUUUCACCGAAGGCAAGAAAUGAAGUAACAAUUCUGACUUGCCUUACCACCAUAGAAGAGUUGCUCUUAACCUUUUGUGAUUCUUGACGGUUUCUCACGUACACAUGGCUUAACACUCUCUCUAAGCACCUUUUCUUUUCCUAGUUACCAAAAUACUGCUGUUUCUUUACAUCCAUUCCAGAUCUCGUAGAAGCAUGUUGUAAAAUAGUUGUGUGUGCACGAUUCUCAACACUUUUUUCCAUUCCUGCUUUCUUCUUGUGUCUGUAGGAUGUCCUUGUCUGUGUUUCCAGUCAAACUGUAUCCUUUAAUUUGCAAACCAUGGGGUAAUUGCAACUGGCCCUUGGGCCCAGUAGCUGCAAGAUAAGGUGGAAAAGAGAAGUUCAGGCUCUUCCUCCAAUAGGUGACAGGCUAGGUACCUUCAGGAAUACAUUAUGUUCUGGAAUAUCACGUGUGGUGAUCUCCAGCAUUCUAGAACGUCACAGCUGCCAGGCCAUUUUAGACUGAACGUUUUUGUUGAUUGCAGCAGUUGCAGACUUUGCUAGAUUGUUAAGUGUGGAUUGGUGACAUUAGGGUGAAGCCCCACUCUGAGGAAGUGCAGUCCUACUACAUAGUAGGAAAACUAGUUGAUCUUGAAAGCUGACCCGCUCACAGUAGUAGAUUAAUUAGUAGCAAGAAGACAAUAGCCUGACUUUGCUGCUAUUGUAAACACACACUGCAAUGGUUGGGCCGUCUCUUUUCCUAUAUCUGUCUAUCUUCUACGUGCAUGCAUAUCCAGAAGGCUACAUCUGCCCGAGGUUGUUCCUCCUCACCUUGGUGAAAAGCAGAUAAUAGCAGACGUUUGCAAAUUGCUUUCCAGACUUCCAACAAUGCACAUGUUACUCACUUGCAAGCGACAGAGCAAGAUACCUAAAUACUUUCUUGCAGUAUAAUCAUCAUUAAUCAGCAUCAGUAUCCUAGAAAACUGACUCAAGGUCAAGUAAUUCUACGUCACUGCUGUGCAGAUGGAGAGCUCAAAGUACUCUACAAAUCCUGCACCAUGCUGUAUUCUUGAAUAUGACCACUUGCAUUAGAAAUAAAUUUGCCGACUAAUCCUUUUAUGCUGUGAUCAGGCACUUGCUGACACUUUUUAAUUGCUGGCCUCUAACCACCAGAUAAUCUGCAGCUAAAGUUGCAAUCUCAAAACAAGGUGCAAUUUAGAAAGUAGCAAAAGAUUAAUAAGACUCUGUUAAAGUUGUGGACCAGUAUUCACACUUGUGACUGUACCAGUGAAUUUACUGCAGCAUUUAAGGUACAGAUGUUGAGGCAAUCCCCUCAACAUCUCAUCAUGAGAUCAUCUGUAGCAUAUUUCAGUCUCGACUAUUAGCCAAGUGUAAAUUUGGCACAAGGGACUAGGAUUUCAUUCCUUGUUAUUCCUCUGAAUGAUUUUCAGUUUUUGCAAUCCAUUUUGUAUCUUGACUGUCACCAAUGCAUCCCUAAAAGGGUGACUGCUAAAACAUCCUUUGCCAAAUGCUUUGUCCCUUCCACCAAACAAGGUAUAUAACACAGGCUGACUGCAGCCCUGUUUACAGACAAUUGCAUGUCAGUAUUUCUCAGUAGUUUUGAGUUGAAGAUGUCAACCGAUAGCCAAAAUAAAUUACACAAAUUUGUAUAACUGUAGGAUGAUUAGAUUCUGUGGAGGGAAAACACCGUAGAACAUGAUGACAUGCAAACUAUUUAUUAGAAAAAAGUUAACAUGUUUAGGAUAUGAUUGGCAAUCACUUAGCAUUUUGCCAGACUUGGAUUAUAGGAAAAACAGUCAAUAGUGUUAUCCUUGAUCUGUUCCAUCUGGCCCAACAGGAUAAUAUAGGCUUCCCUGGGCAUCUCCAAAGACCAUUGUUCAUUAUAGGGCUUUUCCCUUCUAGUUGUUUACAUGUUGCUGCAGAGGAAACAUGUACUUCUAAUGCAUUGUAGCUGCAUUCUAAUGUGUGUCAUGAAAACACUUUUCCACUAAUACUGAACAAAAAUGGAGUAUAAUCGUACAAUGCACAUAGACCUUGCAUGGUCACAUGCAGUAGUAAUUAUAUCACAUUUAGCCAACCAGCACAGGCAACUUAGCAUUGCUACAGAUUUAUUUUUACAGUAUAUAUGCACUUUUUUCUUAUCAAUAACUGUUGACCAUGAUCUGCAGAAGUAGAGCUUGAUCAAAAGGGAUCCUAAUGGAGGUUAUCUACUGGAUAUUCUUGCAGUUUGUCCACUGAAUGGUUACCAGGAAACUUUAAGCUACUUUAUGUGCUAAUCAGUGCUUAUGUGUGAAGUGGUGAUACAUGGGAUAUUAAUAAUAUAAUGGGAUAGAGAAACAUAUUGCUUGAAUUGUUUACAACAGGAGUUACCAGAAUGUAAGCUGCCUUGGCACAUCAAAAGUAAGAAUUUCUCUGGUAAUAUUUGAUUAGUGUACUGUUUACAAUUUUGUUUUAUUGCCGAAGGAAUUGUGCUCUGAAAUGAGAGGGGAAAAAUCUAAUCUUUGCUUUGAACAACUGAAGUCAAACAAAUUAAACAGCAGAAAUCAGAGUUUCUAUCUUUUGUAAACAUCCUAUUUCCUAAAUUCAUAACAUCAUUUGUUCUGUCCUCACCAGAUUUUUGUUUCAAAAUUAAAUUUGUACAAAAGGAUCCAAGUGCUUUUGAAAGGAACAUUGAAACGUGCUGCAGAUUUUAAAGUAAAUGCAUGCCAUUUGUACAUGAGGUUUUUCUAAUUUGAGUCUAUAAACUUGUAUUUCAUCUCAUGCUUUCGUAAUAUAGAAUUGAAUGGAAUUGGAUAUAACCACAAACCUAGGAAAUCAAAUAACAAACCACACUGAUCAAAUACAUAGAUUCUUCUGGAUAAAACUGUUGAUGAUUAAUAUAUUUUAUUCUUCCGUGUAUUUUUAAAAAUGUUAGCUUAAGAGAAAGACAUUUUAAAGAAUGGAGGUUUGACUGGGGCUAGCAAACCUACAGAUCAUGGCCUGCACUGACGUGAUAGUGGAAGUACCCAAGACUGAUUAAAUGUAUAAGUUCGUAGCAUUAAGAGUCCAGUGUUUUAGGUUACAAGCAUAUGGUAUGCAUAAUGUAGGCAAUCACACUACAGAUUAUUUAUUGUUAAUGGACUAUAUAGUAUAGUAUUUUUGCUAAAACCUAAUUUGGUUAUAUUUUAUCAUGUGAAUGGAAUUAAACUAUAUUCAAGCUUUGGAUCAGUUUUGUUAUUAAAUUUCUGAAGUAUGAAAGCUGAAGCUAAAUUAAAAGCUGGUAGUUUUUCCUGAGUCAGUAUGUGACUUCCAACAUCUGAAGAACCUACCAUUAUUUAUUACUGGCAAUUGUAAUGAAGUUUGAAGGUACAGUCUUUAGCAACGAAAGUGAAUGUAUGUUGUAUUGCAAUAAGUCAGGUUAAAAAAGUAUACUUGGUGGAACCACUAUGUGCCUGAAGUCAGCCAACUUGCAGAGCACAUGAUGGGAUGCAUCAUGCCAGAGGCCAGGCAACCUCUAGAGCAUGGAUAAUAUGAAAAGUAUUUGUUUGAUUGGAUUGAAUAUGGUUUAUAUUAGUCAGCUAAUGUUUCAAUGUCUGAAAAAUAAGACUAGUCAUUUUAUCCACCAGAUAUUUUGAAAUCAUUACAGUGUAUUUAAACUGGCUACCGGAUAGUCUGAAUAGUCCCAUAUCCUUAGAUGAAGUUAUGAAUGAAGGAUGCUGUGGAAGUAAGCUCAAUGUCUUUACUUUCCACAUUGGAUACCAAGUUCACACAUCUUGCACUUUUAACAUAAUGUUUCCAGCUACUUCUCAAUGUAAGCACUGUAUACCUUUAAAUCCCAAACUAAUAUUAGGCAAAUCUCUUCUUCCGAACAUCGUGAACUGUUUAGGAUAAGGACUAAUUGAAUAAUAGUUUCAUUUAAAAUAUAAAUUAUAAUCCGAUGACUGAAUUGAUUCAUUUUUAAAGUAACUAUUUAAGUCUGAAAAUAUAGAAGAAGUAAAAUCGAUCAUUUUCUAAAAUCUUAAAGCCUUUUCAGGAGGCUGAAACAAAUCUUAACGUAUAAAACCACACAAAAACGUAAUUAAUUCUGCCUCGUGAGUUGGAUGUCUCUACAAUUAGAAAUUAUGUUCAAAUUUUUAUAAACUUUUUUUUUUGCUCAUUAACUUACCUGGGUCGCCAAAUUUAUCAACCCAUCAGUAAAUCAGAUUUGUCAAAUGAAGGACACUGUUGUGACAGAGCAUGAUCAGAAAUCACACGACACCAGGUUAUAGUCCAACAGGUUUAUUUGAAAACACAAGCUUUUGGAGCCCCAGUCCUGACUGAGGCUCCGAAAGUUUGAGAUUUCAAAUAACCUGGUGUCGUGUGAUUUCUGACCUUGUCCACCCAAGUCCAACACCAGCACCUCCACAAAGUGAUAGAGCAUAUUUAACAAAAAUACUUGGCCUUUCAUACGUGAAAGGAAAUCGAGGUGGAUGUGUGAAUAUCCGUUCACCUGACUAAGUCUAACACAGAACAGGCAUUGUGAGAGUGCUUUAUUACUGAUGUGUUGAAGUCUGGUAAAUGCAAGCACAUGCAUUUCAUUAUUGCCAUUUUCCUAACUCUGACACAGUGAGCCCAGUUUCCACAAAGGCCAGUAAUCUGUUCACUUGUUCAACGUACAUCAAAGCAAAGAUUCUGCCGAUAGCCCCCUCUCAUUUCUAGCUUUUUAGCUGGUGCAUGAUAAAUGCACUAUUUAUUUUGUACAAAUUGUUUGCAGUAAGUUGCACACCUUUUUAAGAAGUAAUUUUUAGGAAAACAUUGAAAAUUGCUGUGGGUCAUUGUGUAGGUUUUUUUCUUUGCUUAAGAGCCCUUACGCCAAUACUGCACAUUGAGAUAUAAAACAUAGGGCCACUUUUAUUUGAGAGAGACUGUACACCUCUUUAAAGAAGGUAAAGAGUUCACAGUAAAGUUGCGACAUUUGAACAAUUGGAUUUUGUUUCUCAGAAUUAUCAAGGCUGCAAAUUAGUAUUGUACUCUGAUUGUUCUUGGAGCAUUUUGCAUGAGAAUUUGAAAAUGGUAAAACUAAUGGUCAAAUCUACACCAUGUUACAUAAUUUUAUGCUGGGAUUGAAUUAUUUUGUAAGUUUGAUUGUAUGAAGACCUUGUACAUAAAUUGAGUUAUACCGUCUCCCUCAAACAAUGAGUGCCAUGGAAGGGAAAGAUACCAUAGCUGCUGUUCAUAGAUUUACUGAAUGUGCUGGUAAUCAGGAACUUACCUGUGUUUUUCUAAUUUUAAUUUUGUCUGUGGCUGGUCAACCACAAUCCAUUGUAGUUUAAAGAUUGUUUUAGUUGGGAAUCAUUUAUAGUGCUUCCUAUCAACGCCAGGCCCUUCAGAGGAGUGCAUCAACACUGUACAUUAUUUAUUAUAUUUUGUCAGGGUGGCUACACAUUCAUAAUUUUUAUUUUGUAAAUAUGUGUUGAACCAAGCUUAAGGUAUAAAGACUUAAUGUAAAUAUUUCAUUUAUUUGUACUAAUUAUAAUCCAUUCGCUGUAUAGCAUAGAUGUGUAAUGCAGAUAACUAACUGUGUAUGGUAACCUGCACCACUGAACUGUUUAGUGAAUGAGGUAACAAUAAAGGUACAACCAGUGCAGAAGCAAAA
Messenger RNA from Rhincodon typus (whale shark), 10838 nucleotides. It is a transcript of the gene kif1b, whose product is annotated as kinesin family member 1B. The coding region runs from base 1 to 5217 and encodes 1738 amino acids. Lineage: Eukaryota; Metazoa; Chordata; Chondrichthyes; Orectolobiformes; Rhincodontidae. The transcript has 46 exons. Gene Ontology annotation, biological process: microtubule-based movement. The record is from RefSeq and is a predicted model, not a curated record. Gene Ontology annotation, molecular function: microtubule motor activity; microtubule binding; ATP binding.